Messenger RNA from Lemur catta (Ring-tailed lemur), 3230 nucleotides. RefSeq names its product family with sequence similarity 107 member B (gene FAM107B). Bases 105 to 578 code for a protein of 157 amino acids. The record is from RefSeq and is a predicted model, not a curated record. NCBI's taxonomy places the organism in Eukaryota, Metazoa, Chordata, Mammalia, Primates, Lemuridae. The transcript has 4 exons.
CUAGACAUUGUGACUAGGUAGAGGUGUGUAUAUAGUGCAGUUAAGAUUUCAGCCAAGGAGCACGUUUUUCCACAGGGCAGCGUGUGGAAGUCAGGCUGGCUGUGAUGGGUUCACUGACUGUGCAAGACGGCCCACUUGAGGAGACUGACCCUAAGGACUCCUAUCUCAUUCCAAGAAACGUCAUGGCUGAGCCGGACUAUAUAGAGGAUGACAAUCCUGAACUAAUUAGGCCUCAGAAACUGAUCAAUCCUGUCAAAAACUCCCGGAACCAUCAGGAUCUUCACAGAGAACUUCUUAUGAAUCAAAAAAGGGGUCUUGCACCUCAGAAUAAACCAGAACUGCAGAAGGUGAUGGAAAAGAGAAAACGAGACCAGGUAAUAAAGCAGAAGGAGGAAGAAGCACAAAAGAAGAAAUCUGACUUAGAAAUAGAACUGUUGAAACGGCAGCAGAAGUUGGAGCAGCUUGAACUUGAGAAGCAGAAAUUGCAAGAAGAGCAAGAGAACGCCCCAGAGUUUGUGAAGGUGAAAGGCAAUCUCAGGAGAACAGGCCAAGAAGUCGCUCAAGCCCAGGAGUCCUAGGCAGAGGCUGUCCCGAGACCGUGUGCGUCCUGUCCCCGCUCUUCACCGCACACAGCUGUGUCUGUAGGUGCCUCCUCAGCACUUCGUCUCAGGGCAGAAGCCCCUGCAGAGAGUUCCAGCCAGCAGAGAAGUUUGACUUUAAAAAGGGUUUGGUUUGAUUCUCCUACAAUCUGGGUGGAUAAAUUGCCUUUGACAGUUGCAGCUCCUAUUCGCCAAAUGAGGGGCAUUGCCCAGCACCUAAGUUGGAAUAAUAGACCUGUGUUCAGAGACUGUAAAAAACAAGACAAAUAAACAAAAAGAUAAAACAAGCAAAAAGAAAAAAGGAAGAGGACACUGGAAUAAAUUCUUGAGAGUUGCACUACUUGGUUUUUCUUCCAUUCCAAGUUUAGUGGGGGCACAGAGCCUUUUUUCUCUUGAAAGCUAAAAAAGAAAUGUUUCUUUUGUCUUUUGUUAUCUGUUAGAUAAUUUAGAUGACAUAGAAAUGCAUUUAAUCUGUUACAUCCAAUAUUUGUAAAUUUUAUUUUGAGGACCCUAAAUUUCUUGUUUAAUUUAUACUUUCAUCCAUGUUAGGAUUAGCAUCAGAAAAUGUUAGUGUUGAGCACAGCUGUGACCUUUGUUGGCACUAAGAUUUAGAAAUGGGGUAAGAAGGUUUAAAACAUGCAAACAUCCAUCUUGAUCUCAUUUUAAUUCCUUUUGGUUCUCUGUAAUAAUAGUAUGCUCCGUAUCCACAUUCCAGUUCCAAGAGGGCACAUCAUGUAAACUCAUUCAUUGCUUUCAUAACUAGUAGGGCUUUUGUUCAGUUUUCUUUUGAAAUUUCUUGCUGAGCUAGUUUUUUUAGAUGAAAUCAUCCCCUGAUCCUUUGGAGAGUGGAACUAGUCCAUAUAACACAGCUUCAGUUUCAAAAUUAGAGGGUCCAAAAUCUUUGCAUUUUUUCUCUGAGAGGAGUGUGGAGAACGUUCCCAUGAGGAGCUGGGCAGUGAGGCCUUCUUUAGGUAUUUUGAUGUGAAACAAGUGUAGAUGGGUCUCAAGGAAGCUUCGUUGGAAGACUUGCGGCAUUUGAAUAUGUGAUGAUAAUGAAUAUCAUUAGAAUCUGUGCUUUGAAAAUUUCUGAUUAAUGAUCAUUUAUUACUUUACUCUUUUUGUUUUUUCCUAUUGAAGAAAGACUAUUUCACCACUAUCUCAGUGAUGAUGCUGUUGCUAAUGAUGUCGAUGACUACUGUGUUGCAUCUCUCAGGAAAAGCAGAGAGGAAAAGAGAGCCCCGCUCAGUUUCCUCGUUCUAGCCAGCAUGCUGUUCAAAGAGAAGCCCAGUUACAAAUAAUAGCAACAUUCUCUUGCAAAAUUAAUUUUAUACUGCUGGUAUGGGCACAGGUACCUUCUUCUUGGGGUGAUAUGGAAAGAUUUUUGUGGAUUUAAUAUGUUCUCCAUAGAGACAGUUCAGCCAGUAAUUUCUACAUUGGAAACUCUUACACUUUCUUUGAAGACUCAUAGAAAACUGAAUGCAGAGCUUUUGAAUCCUUAAUUAGCAGAGUAGAAAUCAGCUUUCCAUGGAAAUGCUUUAGUUUUAGUAGUUGACAAUUAGGCCCAUAUUCAAUCCCAAUGUGAACAAAAGCAAAUGCAAUGAUGACACACUGCUAGUUAGAGAAACAUGGUAGUUGAUUACACCUGAAAUGGAUUAUUUAUCUCAUCAGCAAGUAUUAUUUGAAUAAAAUAAGAGAUGCUUAAGAUAAAAUGUUGCUCUAUAAUAGUUUGCUUUUGAAGAAUGGAAUGAUAACUUUUUUCCAUCAUUCUUCCUCUUGAGCCGAGAAAGUGCGAUAACUGAUCAUCUAGAAAGUACAUUUCAGAUUGCACAUUGACUCGAGUUCUUUCUUGUGUAUGUGGACUAAGGACGCUGUUUAUAAAAUGAAGAUUUGGGACUGGCUCAUAUCUUUUUAUCUAACUGGAUGUUAGAUCUUUAGAUCUGUAUCCUCGAAGCAAUUCUGCCACUUGGUACAAUUCUCAAGGGCCCUGACAGGUUCCUUUCAGGAAUUCUAGGAAUUCUGCUCCUAGAACUUAACUAGAAUUCAUUCUUCACUGGGAAAAAGUUAAUUAAAAAGGCAUUUCUUUCCUAAUCUCACUGAAAUUCCACAGAAUUAUUUGUAGUUAGUAAUACAAGAUCUGGCCAAAAGAAGACUUGUAAAUAGCAUGAAGUGGUGUCUUAUGCUACAGUGUACAGGUAGGGAAGCUCUCGGAAGUUGUCAGGUCAGCUGGGCUCACGAGCCGCAGUCUCGCCUCCUACCUUAAUACCGUACAGUCCAAACCCUUAGGACUCUGCAACAGCUGAGCAGUUUUGUGCUUUGAGCCGCUUUUUGACAAAAAUGGCUCCAUUUUUCCACUCUGUGGUUUUCUGUGUUUUAUAGUCUCAUAGUAGUAAAGUAGUGUUGCUUUCUAAGCUAUAACAGUUGACUUUAUUCUUCUACUCUGAAAAAUCUUGACUUGUUUGAGUGUAUAUAAUAUAUAUAAAGGGAGCCUUAAUGGAUUUGUUUUCAUAAUUUAAUAUUUUUUGUAUUUGCUCUUGUAUAAUUGUUUUUAAUGGGAAAGUAUUACAGAAUUGAGGGUGGAAUUCUUAGAACCAAAGUUAUUCUUAAUAAAAAUCACCACAUGCUUGGACCAUG